Molecule: messenger RNA, 1029 nt
Organism: Protopolystoma xenopodis
Lineage: Eukaryota; Metazoa; Platyhelminthes; Monogenea; Polystomatidea; Polystomatidae
Source: the annotation of a GenBank genome assembly
AUGAGGUUUACACAAAGAAUUUUAUCUUUUGCAACUUCUUUCGGCCAUUAUUCCAUACAGGUGGUGGGCAGCACUGAAUAUCUACCACCGUUUCGCUGCAAUCUGCUCUCGUUGACCCAUUCGGCAACCCUUCCUGAAGACGCAUUUGCAUCCAUGGCGUCUGCUGCCACCGCUGCUUCCGGCUACUCAUUUGGUCGUGAUCUGACUGUCUCUGACUCCACUCCCAACAUCACUGGUCAGAAUACCACUAGCAUCCAGACGACGAAAUCACUGAGUGGCAGUGUCUCAGCUUCGGCGACAGGACUGGCUGGGAUCCCGGCCAACAACACAAGUGCCACUACAGUGGCAGACGCGUCGGGCUGUUUGCUGCUCACCGUCACCAUGAAGCCGCCCUCACCAAGCCUCAGCCAGGCCGAAUCGCUGGCCUGUAGUCUAACUGGACUAGGCGGGCUUGGUUCAACUUCAUUGUCUCCUACAACAAUUGCCGUAAGCACCGGUACCACGACAAGUCGUAUUAAAGUGGCAUCGGGCACCUUGGUGGCCGGUGGACCCUGGGCCGGUACUAGUAGUGGCGUUGAGACACCGGGAGGAGCUUCCACUGGGGCCAGGGUUGGCCAAUGGCUCAACGGACCUUCUUUAUCCCGGAUCAUUGUCGGACACGGGCUUCAACAGCAGCAGCAGCCACAACAACAGCAUCUGGAACUUGGCGAAAUUUGUAGUAGCCAGUCCGGCAGCAUCAUUAGUGAGGCACUAGCUGACGGCCUAGAAGCAGGCCUCGAACUUGAAUCACUCCACGGCAGCAGCAGCUGCUGCAGCACAGCGUAUGCUUUGGCCACACCGGCAGCUUCAGUGAACUCGACCACUUGCUCAAAUGUACAAGCACUGAAUGGUCCGUCUGGUUGGCAGCAGGGGAGUGGCAGCUUUGUUAUGGUAUCACCAGACACUCCAGGUUUAGAUAGCUCGACUAGCGGUGGUAGAUUGCAAACUGAGGCGGAGUAUGUCAUAGAAUCGGUAAGAUAUUGGCCGUAA